AUGAAAGGUGUAGGUAGUUUGAUGAUAUUGAUAAUGGUCAUUUUUAUCGAUAUUUCAUAUUUGUGCGCCGCUGAAGAAUUUGUCGAUCUGAUGGAAAUUGAUACCAUACCCCAUCGAUUCGAAUGUUUUUCCUGUAUGUCAUUGAGUUAUCAAGAACGCUGGGAGCAUCUGCAAUACAUUUAUACAGCACCUAAGAUGUUUACGAAUCGAUGUAAUGAGCCACAACUUUCAAAUCACAUUCCCACUGUAGUUUGUUCAACAAUGUGUGCUAAUUUACUUGAACCCGAUGUUGAAGCUGGUGUAUUCAUCGGUUUUAAAUUCAUCCGUGGUUGUUUGGAUCGAGUGUUAAGGAAUGGUUUCAAUGAAACUGCAGUAAAAACGCACCGCUUCCAAACGGUGAAUCAAUGUCGAAGUUUACCUCGUGCUCACUUGUACAAUUUGGACCGCAGACAACUUUACCCAGUAUUUGGUGAUGUACAGUUGUGUACUUGUUAUGGAGACAGAUGUAAUGGUUCAUCAGAUACUACUAACAAUUCAAAUUAUAGUAUAUUACUGUUGUUGACAUCUUUCACUGUCCUACUAAGGAUAUGA
Messenger RNA from Cercopithifilaria johnstoni, 591 nucleotides. Lineage: Eukaryota; Metazoa; Nematoda; Chromadorea; Rhabditida; Onchocercidae. The record is from the annotation of a GenBank genome assembly.